UCUCUUCCUCUCCCAAACUAGAAACGUUUGACGUUUUCCAAACGCACCAUCAUUUUCCACAGUUCCCCCGUUCGUAGUAGAAGAAGCCCCGCGAGUGGUAACAGUCCACAAAACUCAUGCGAUAGAAAAACAGAGCAAAAGAAAGAUAGAAAGAGAGGGCUAGAAAGCGAGAGAGAUUAUCCCUGCUGGUGGUGACGUUUUUUCCACACCUUGUAGGCAGGAGCGAAAGGGAGCGAAGCGUUUUUUGCAAGGAUUUUCCCGUGCGCCGCCGAAGUUGAGAGUGAGAGUGUUUUGGUGCUGCCCUCCGGUAAACCACCAUGUGCCAGGCGCGCCGUUUGCGUAUCGAUUAUGGCAUCGCGGCAAAGGGGAAUGCUGCGCACAUGCGCAGCAUGUCGGUUUGAGCGUUUCUAAUCCUUCGUCCAGGGCAGGAAUGGUGUGCAAGGGAUUUGUUUUUGAGAGACCUGGACGAGUGUCAGGUGACGGAUGACUGGUUUUAUGGGACGUUUGCUUGUUUUGAAUGGGGUAAAGAUGUUGAAGUUUGUCACGGACGAUGACGUAAAUUGGGGUUUGAAUUUGGGCGCAGAUAGUCGUUGCUAUAAAUAUGGUAUCAUUUUGAAUUUGAAUUUAUGAUACUCAGUUAAGUGACAAAUAGCAUUCGAUACUUUAUUUAUCAAAUAUCAAGGAAGAUGGAGACUUGCGAUUUGUACUUCUGGAACCUCCUUACAGAAAAAAACUCAGGUCCGCAUGGUCUUAGUCUAUUGAUAUCUUUUACAAUAAUGAACAUCGCAAUUUGUAAAGGUAAUGUCCGAUUAACAAGCUACUUGAUGUUAUAAUAGUUACAUUUUAACGUUAGAAGUAUUACAAGUGUGAGCAAAGAAUUUCUUUUUCUAAAAGAAGAAGACUUUUAAAUUCUGAUCCCAUAGCGGUACAAGGCCGGAUCCUGAAUCCGUAUUUGCUGUGGUGCUGAUCUUCCAUUCGUAUUGGUCUUGGAUCCAAACCAUUAUAUUCUGAUUCUGAGUCCAUAUCAGUCUAAGAACCGGUACCCAAGCCAUAUCGAUGUUAGGACUUAUCCUCUAGACCCUAUUGGAACUAUUUCUGGGCGAAUAUCGAUUCUGUGGCUGAUACUGAUCCCUGCUGACUGUGAAACUGAUCUUGAACCUAUGCCGUUCUUGAUACAAAUUUCAUUAGGCUCCAGGAAGGUAUUUCAAACACAUACCCUUUUACGAUAUAGAUUCUAGAAACUCUAGAGUAGAUGAUAGAAACCGAUCUAGAAGCUGAUUCUAAUCAUCUACUACUCCUAAAACCUACUACCAGUCCUAUAACCUACAACCAGUCCUGAUCCUAGAUGCCGAACACAUACCAUUUCUGGAUGUGAUCUCGAACCAAUACCUACUCUGUGUAUCAGUUUUUAUGCAAAUCUGUUCUACAACUAAUCCCAAGUCCAUAGCUGUUGUGGAAUUGUUUCUAAACUAAACCCGUUCUCAGAAUUAUUCAAGGAACUGCAAAGCCCGAUUGAUUCUCUUAGUAUUCUCUUGAUAAAUCCAAUCUAAAAACAUGACUUGGAAAGGCCUCAGUCAUGGGAUGAAACGCAUACUAGUGCUGUUCCUGAACUGAUAUAUGUGCAAAAAUGAACUCGAAAAUGAACAUAUUAAAACAUCAUUAAUUCAUUUUACAAAUAUCUCGUUUAUAAGACUAAAAUCUUCCAGUUAGAAAUGAUUCUAAACCGAAUGAUCAACAUUCAUCUUUCCAAUUUUCAUUAUUCACAAGCGUUUAUAACAGUUCACAUAGUGCCAAUAGUGCCUAGAGCUGCUAAAGUCCUUCUAGCAAUGUUGAAGUGGAAAUUUUGACAAUUAUUGUAGGUCUUUCUUACGGUCCUACUUUUCGAUGACUUAAGUUCCUGCUGUUAAACUCCAGGGAUUUAGAAUGAUUUGCAAAGUUUUAUAUAAAAUCCUGAAACGUCAUGCAUGAAGCGUCCCAACGAUCGUGUCUCAUUUGCUCUAUAUGUGACAGUCAUCUGUGCAUGAUGUGGCAGCUAGCGCGUGUUAAACAGUCAUUGAACGGAACAUUGGAGGUCUCGUUACUCUGAUUAAUUUGUGCGUUUUGGGAAAACCGUUCACAAGUCUUGUUGGAAAUAGGCUACAAAUUCUGUAGUGCAAAUCAGUUGCUUUGUUUCUCUUACAUCAUCAAGCCAACCAAGGGUUUUGAUGAAAGAUUUACAUCUCUAAGCCGCUUGUAAUGUUUCUUAGUAUGAGAAGUUGAAAAUUCUCUCCAACAAAGCGUAAAAGAGGUCCGUUUUUUAUAAAGAACGCCUUUCAGUUUACAUAUCCAGCUUGGUAGCAUUCAAGGAUCAUCAAUCAAUGAGGGGUUCGUUAAGAAACCUUUCUUUCCUCACUUAAACGGACAAGGCAUAACGGCAAGGCUCGCCAACCAGUUGAUUCCGCACGAAAUAGUGAACCACAUCUACACAGCCCCAGCUUGAUGAAUAUAUUCAUGAAUUAGCGUUUAUCGCACGUCCUACGCGUUCCUCACGACUAUCGCGGAACGAUCCACCAAGAAGUCGUUACAUUAAGUGCAUCCACUGGAUACUGAACAGUGUGAACGGGCGGUAGGAAAGGGAACGGAGUUUAUCUCCUGCUCCUGUCAAAUCAAAGUCGUCGAUCGAUCUCACACCCUAAAGCCAACCUGUCGCUGACGCUGAGCAGGAAAGAAAUCAGUAAAAUCAACUCGCAAUCUCUCAGUGCGCUUUUCCUUUCCUAAGAUACCGUCCUUGGACGGUAUUUCCAAUCGUCAGUCUCGAAUAGCUUCCCUCUAUUCAAACACCCGUACCAAAGCACCCGAAGCAGGAAGCAGAAAUCAAACCGAUCUGGGGAUGGGCAAAGAACAAAACCCACAGACCCAAACACCGCUGACUGACGGACGGGCCUUGUGCCACAGGGCUACGGUUUUAUUUUCCCAACACGCUUCUCCACUUUUCCGCUUUCCGUGCUCUGUGUGUUCACAAACAAACCCCACACACCAACCAGAAGAUUCAGUCAGCAACAAGUGGAAAUGUGUGACUAGGCAGCAGUAGCAGCAUUGUAACAUGGUUUUCCCUUAUCAUCACUAUCAUUAUCCACUGCCCGGGCUCCACACAUGCUCUCAACUCUCUCCCCUGUGGAUCCUUUUAUUUUGCAAAGGCAAGCGAUUGAAGCGUGUCUUGUGUUUGUCUGCCUUUUCCUUUGGCAAAGUGCACGCUUGUGGUCGUUUAAGUGCGCUUCAGGGUUCCGUUCUUCAAAGCGGCCGCUGCUCCAGUGUCUUCCCUUUUCACAGCACGGAAGCAUGGAACGAUAGCUGCGAAAUUAACCAAAAACCAACGACCCUUACACCCAUUCAAACUGUGGGAGAAAAGAAAAAAAGGGUCAGCAAAACGCUUCUUUAGUAUAAGUUAAAAGUCACCGAAGAGCAGCACAAUAGUGAGAAGAAAUUAAUUCUACACUCCGUUCGCGGUGACGCAGAUGCUGCCGGACCGAAACUCCUCGAGAACCUCGGCGUGACGGUUAUGUUGCCUCGCUGGGAGGACUGGACGAAAGGGAAGCAAAUGUUCCCGUUCCCUUUUGGCUAUCCUGCUCCAUGCGUGUGUGCGAGAGUGAACGUACGAGUUCUAAGAAUAAAUGGCGCCAGGCAAUGGGGAACAAAUAGUGAUUUUAUACAGAAUGGCUGACGGUAAGUACUCGAGCCGGUAGAUAAACACUCGAGGGCUCGGGAGAUGAGAUUCGGUUUCUUUUUUACUCCUAGUCCGCUGGUUUCACUGUUGCGGUCUUGUUGCUGGGUGGAUGAUUUACAAUGUUGGUGCCAGUUAUUCAACACCAGGGAGGGAAGGAAGAAGGCAAGAGGCCUGUGUAAUGUCUAUCUAGUAGCGAUAGGUUGAAAGGGGUUUUAGUUAUAGAAUUAGAUACAUUUUACCAUUCAAUGUCUGAGUUCUUUCUUCAGUUUCAGUCAGUUUUAAAACCUCAUAAACGCAACUUCCCUCAACAAAUUGAUCAAUAUCCACAAGGCACAAUUAAACGUCUUGGAUCGUUCAUUUUAUUGUUUUCCACCUUAAUGACAGCAAUUUCAAUACAUCCGAACAGUUUACUGCAAGUCGCUCAGCACUCACAAAACGUUCACACCAGAAAUGUUGAUAAGUUUGUCCCAACGGUAGUGAACGAUUCCAUCAUUCGUCAUUAUUUUGCCUUCGAUGCCUCAAUGCCUCCAUAUCCUCGGCUCAUCAUAAUCAACCGCUCGAAGCUGCUCACCGCCCACCCAUUGCUCGACUCAUCCACCCAUCCUUUCCAGCAACAAACACAAGAACGAAAACCAGCAUAAAAUCACCUCGACGAUAAAGUUUAGAUUAUUCCUGACAUUAUCGUGAUUCAGCCAAUCGUGGUGGUGGUGGUGGUGGUACGCCGUUGGGAGUAGUGCAAAAUUUUCUUAAGGACCGUCCGAUGGGAAAGAACAUCGAACCGGCACAUCCAUCGUGCACAGGAUGAGGAUGAGUAGAAAAAACACACACUGUAAACGGUUGGGAUAUCACUUGGGAAGGGAAGCGGACGAUUUUAUGCUGGUUUCGUUCCGAACGUGCUCCGAAGGAGGGAACUGGAAGGGUGUGCUGACUGAGAAUGAAUCGAAAUCGGCCGACCACAGCAAUGGCAACGAGCGCAACGGAUCCGACCGGACGUCCAUCAUCUUCACGCUGAAGAACCAAAUCGGUGGUUUGGCCAGUGCGCUGCGCGUGUUCCAGGAGCUCGGCAUCAACGUCCUACACGUGGAGCUGAACAAAAGCGGCGAAAUGUGCGACAGUGCGGACGUCCUGGUCGACAUCGAGUGUGAUGCCAACCGGCUCGAGCAGGUGCUGCGACUGCUAAAGCGCGAAGUGCAGUCGGUUAACUACGCCGCCCAGAUUAGCAGCGAUGGACCACCGCCGACGCCACUGUCCGCUUGUGGUAGUUUCGAUUUCGGCGAGAUGCAUUGGUUCCCGCGGAAGAUAUCCGACCUGGACCGGGCGCAGAACGUGCUGAUGUAUGGCAGCGAGCUGGAUGCGGACCAUCCUGGGUUUAAGGAUCCGGUGUACCGCAAGCGCCGAGAGCAGUUUGCGGCCAUUGCCAACUCCUACAAGCAUGGCAGUCCCAUCCCGAGAGUUCAGUACACACCGGAGGAAAUCAAAACCUGGGGUACGGUGUUCCGUGAGCUGCACAAGCUCUACAUCAAGCACGCCGUGCCGGAGUAUCUGGAGAACUGGCCCGAGCUGGUGAAGUACUGCGGCUACCGGGAGGACAAUCUGCCCCAGCUGCAGGACAUCAACGUGUUUCUGAAGCGCAAAACUGGCUUCCAGAUCCGCCCCGUGGCCGGUUACCUCUCACCGCGCGACUUCCUGUCCGGGUUGGCGUUCCGGGUGUUCCACUGCACCCAGUACAUCCGCCACUCGUCCGAUCCGUUCUACACGCCCGAACCCGACUGCUGUCACGAGCUGCUCGGGCAUAUGCCGCUCCUAGCCAACUCGAGCUUUGCGCAGUUCUCGCAGGAGAUUGGGCUCGCUUCGCUCGGUGCGUCCGAGGAGGAUAUUAACAAGCUGGCGACGCUGUACUUCUUCACGGUCGAGUUUGGGCUGUGCCGUCAGCAAGAUGGCAGCUUUAAGGUGUUUGGGGCCGGGUUGCUUUCGUCGGUGGCGGAGCUGCAGCACGCAAUCACCACGACGGAUAAGAUCAAGCGGUUCGAUCCGGAGGUGACGUGCCAGGAGGAGUGCAUCAUCACAGCGUACCAGAACGCGUACUACUACACGGACUCGUUCGAGGAGGCAAAGGAGAAGAUGAGGGCUUAUGCGGACACCAUUCAGCGCCCGUUCGGCGUGCGGUACAAUCCGUACACGCAAACGGUGGAGGUGCUGAGCAAUGCGAAGAAGAUCACGGCCGUCGUGAGUGAGCUGCGCGGUGAUCUGAGCAUUGUUUCGUCCGCCCUGAAGAAGGUGUCCGCGAUGGAUGAAAACCUGGACGUGGAAAAGAUUGAGAAGCUGCUGUCGAGCAGUUUGCAUGUGUGCGAUAAAACACUUAAUCCGGAAGAACCCGACGGACCCGAGCAGACUUCAAGUACACCCAAUAAAGAGUAAAAACGCUUAAAGGGAACUCGAGAAGAAACAAUAGUUCGUCCUGCAGGCUGCAACACGUUUACACAAAAUGUACAAUAAUAGACAGUGGUGAAAUGUGGCAAGGAGGAGGUUGGUGGGCGACUCAGAGCGUUGCCGUAAUUCGAUUGCCGUCUCUUGCAAAAUGACUCAAAUUUCCUUAACUAUACAAUCAACGAAUGCGCAGUGGUUGUUGGGCAACAUUCUGUGAAAGUAAAGAUAAUCUAUAUGUCAUUAGAUGUGAACUGUAAAAUAACUCUUACCCGUUUCUGUACAAUCCUAUGAAUAAAAUGCGUAAAGCAACAAGUUGAGAAA
Molecule: messenger RNA, 6451 nt
Organism: Anopheles arabiensis
Lineage: Eukaryota; Metazoa; Arthropoda; Insecta; Diptera; Culicidae
Gene: Trhn
Product: tryptophan 5-hydroxylase 1
Exons: 8
Coding region: 4505-6121 (538 amino acids)
Biological process (GO): serotonin biosynthetic process; aromatic amino acid metabolic process
Cellular component (GO): neuron projection
Molecular function (GO): tryptophan 5-monooxygenase activity; iron ion binding
Source: RefSeq, a predicted model, not a curated record